AUGAAGAAAAAAUUAAAAUUAAUGAUGCGUAAUUUAGGAACAUAUGAUAUUUGUAAUAAUUAUCUUAAAAAUCUUGAAGAAGAUACAUUUUUAAAUUUAUAUUUUCUGGAAUGGUUGUAUUAUUUUCUUCAAGUAUACGAAAAUAAAGGUGAUAUUUCUACAUGCCCAAUGAAAAUCUUAGAUUAUAGUAAAUAUUUAAUAUCUCUCUCAGAAUGUAAUAAGCUGUAUAAUAAUAGUUUCUGUGAUAUUAUCAAUGAAUUGCAAAGUAGUAAAAGUGAUUAUAUGGUGUUUAUAUCUAAAUGUCUGAAAGAUGCUGAACCCUUGGCUAUGAGCACUGAAAAAAGUACAAUACGAGUUGUUUUAGCGACACUUAUUGUAUUAUUUAAAAUAUUAAUAACUGUAUUUAUUUUUUAUAAAGUUAAACAUACAAAUAAUUUUAAAAAAGACAGUGAAUUACAUUAUUUUAAUUAUUUUAGAUUAUAUUUACAACGAAUAUUAAGGAAUAUAAGAAGACUGUGGUUUGACAAUUAUAAUGACUAUUACAUAUUAAAGGAUAACUUUGAAAUGGAAUACAAAAAUUCAAUUCAAAAUGAAUACAAACUAACAUAUACCUCACUAGGUGAUUAA
Plasmodium gonderi is the source of this 627-nucleotide messenger RNA. RefSeq names its product variable surface protein. The coding region runs from base 1 to 627 and encodes 208 amino acids. NCBI's taxonomy places the organism in Eukaryota, Apicomplexa, Aconoidasida, Haemosporida, Plasmodiidae. The record is from RefSeq and is a predicted model, not a curated record. The transcript is spliced from 3 exons.